This is a messenger RNA of Funneliformis geosporum, 1632 nucleotides long. Lineage: Eukaryota; Fungi; Glomeromycota; Glomeromycetes; Glomerales; Glomeraceae. The record is from the annotation of a GenBank genome assembly.
GGUGUCCAAAAUCUUUACGAUCGUAUGGAGCGAAUGUAUCGCCUAGGGCCUGAAUUUAUUGAUGUUACAUGGAACGCUGGUGGUACUUCUUCACAACUUACAACUGAAAUCGUAGCUACUGCACAGUCUGUAUACGGCUUAGAAACGGAUGCAAAAGAAUGUGGCUGUCAAAAUAUUCUUGCUCUAAGAGGUGAUCCACCACGCGGCCAAGAACAAUGGGAAGCAUGUGAAAAUGGAUUUACUCAUGCUAUCGAUUUAGUUCGUUACAUCCGUCAACAAUAUGGUGAUUAUUUUGGUAUUGCAGUUGCUGGAUAUUGUGAAGGUCAUGUUGAUAAUCCAGAUAAAGAGGAUGAUCUACGUCAUCUCAAAGAAAAAGUUGAUGCCGGUGCAGAUUUCAUUAUCACCCAAGUAUUCUAUGAUGUUGAUUUAUUCUUGGAAUGGGUCAAACAAUGUCGUGCUAUUGGCAUUUCUUGCCCUAUUCUUCCUGGACUUUUGCCUAUUCAGAAUUAUGCUGGCUUUAAUAGAAUUAUAGUUCUUUCGAAAACAAUUGUUCCGCAAUUUGUAUUGGAAGAAUUGGAACCAAUUAAGGACGAUGAUGCAGCAGUUAAAGAAUAUGGUAUAAGAUUGGCGGUUGAUAUGAUCAGAAAAAUGUUUGAACAUGGUAUAAAAGGCUAUCAUUUUUAUACCAUGAAUCUUGAGAGAUCAACUCGAUUAAUUUUAGAAGCUCUAAAGUUCGUGCCUCCUGUAGAAAAAGUGAAGCCAUUACCUUGGUGCCCAUCUCUCUCGGCCAAACGUAAAAAAGAGAAUGUUCGUCCUAUUUUCUGGAGAAAUCGCACGAAAAGUUAUAUUGCGCGAACUGAAGCAUGGGACGAAUUUCCAAACGGAAGAUGGGGUGAUUCUCGAUCACCAGCUUUUGGUGAGCUUGACGGUUAUGGAGUUUCACUUAAACACAGUCCAAAAGAAGCUUUGAAAGUAUGGGGUUAUCCUCAGAAAUUUAGUGAUAUUUCUGAUAUAUUUGUUCGAUUUUGCCGUGGUGAUGUAAAUUCUCUACCAUGGUCUGAUUUAGGUCUUGCAGAAGAAUCUAAUAUCAUUAGAGAACAAUUGGCACAAAUAAAUUCUUUGGGGUAUUUUACUAUUAAUUCACAACCUGCUGUUAACGGAGUACGCAGCGAUCAUAAGGUUUUUGGUUGGGGUCCAAAGAAUGGAUAUGUUUAUCAAAAGGCAUAUUUAGAAGUUUUUGUUUCUCCUACACGACUUGAUGAUCUCAUUGCAAGAAUUGAACGCGACCCCAAUAUAACUUAUUAUGCCGUAAAUAAACAGGGAGACUUAAAAACAAACACUCAGAGUGAUGGCCCUAAUGCCGUUACUUGGGGAGUUUUCCCUGGAAAAGAAAUAAUUCAACCGACAGUCGUCGAAGCAGUGAGCUUUAUGGCUUGGAAGGAUGAAGCAUUCGAAUUAUGGAAUGAAUGGGCCAAAAUUUAUGAUGCGGAAUCCAUUUCUGCUAGAUUGAUUACGAAAAUAGCAGAAGAAUGGUAUCUUAUUAAUAUAGUACAUAACGAUUUUCAUGAUAAUGAUGGUAUAUUCAAAAUUUUUGAACAAAGUGCUACGGACUAUGUUGAGGCUGAUCGUUAA